Messenger RNA from Chenopodium quinoa (quinoa), 3131 nucleotides. RefSeq lists its product as uncharacterized. Lineage: Eukaryota; Viridiplantae; Streptophyta; Magnoliopsida; Caryophyllales; Amaranthaceae. Bases 350 to 2803 code for a protein of 817 amino acids. The transcript is spliced from 8 exons. Gene Ontology annotation, molecular function: nucleic acid binding. The record is from RefSeq and is a predicted model, not a curated record.
AGUAAUAGCCAAUAGUUAACCCUCAAGAUGAGCAUUCAAAGGAAAAAUAUGGCUUGUCCAUAAGCCCAAGUUCACAACAAAACGGGCUAAGCCUAAUUACAUUACCCUAAUUUAGAGAAGGGGAAAAAAAAAAAUGAAAAUCUUGAAUAUUCCAUAUUCCGUUUGGGCUUGAAGUGAAGAUACCUUGAGCCCCAAGGCCAAAAUCCCCAAUUGGCCAAACUAAUUCCACAAAUCAUCUAUAUAUCUCAACUCUACUAGUGGCGCCUCCGCAACUCGGCAGCGACUCACUGAGUCACCACCGCAUUUUACAAAAACCCAGAAAACCGAUUAUCAAAGUUAGGAAUUUUCAAUGGGCGGUGGUAAACGAAAACCUGUCAACAAAUCAAAACCGAGAAGACAACAAUCCCUUUUCGUUGAAGGUGGCAUUUUGGCUGGAUUGGAUUCCCCGCUUUCUUCUACUCCUCGCCGAGGCAAAAAUUCGAAUUUAAGAUCCGGGAAUACUAAAAAUGGGUCGAUUUCUGAUUCUAAGGCUGCUGUGGAAAAAUCCCCACCUAAUUUUUAUCGCUAUGAUUACCCUUCUAUUGAUUUCAAGGCUGUUGGGCAAUCAGAAUCUUGCAUUGGGGGAAAAGAUGAAGAGGGUAGAUCAAAUGGAUUGCAGCCAGUUAUCCUAUUAGGCUCGAAAGAAAACAGGGUUUUUGCUUUUGAAGACGUAUCACCGUCAAUGGUGCCUUCUGAGGUGGAAUAUCGUUAUGAGUAUAAUUCUGAUUUUGUAUUGGGGGAGAGUUCUCACAGUGGAUUGGGGUUUGCUGAUGAACAAGACGAAAUCCCUUGUGUUACUGAGUUGUCAUCUGGUAUGAUGGAUGAAGAAGAAGAAGACGACGACGAAGAGGAAGAAGAAGAAGAAGAGCAGUUGCAUACAGGAUUGGGUUUCUCUAAUAUCCUAGAAAAUUCAGCUAGUGGAGAGUUGUCACAGACAAUUGUCCUUAAGGGAAGAGAGUGGAGCAAUGGUUUUUCCACCAAUGAGAUUGAGGAGGAUGGCAAUGAUGAGGGCUCUAUGGAUCAAGAUAAAGAUGAGGAUGGUUCUGCUUUCCUUCAUGAUAUAUCAGAUAAGACACCAGCAUCUAAAAAAAAUUCUGCAUUUGUGUCAAUUGGAGGUGUGAAAUUGUACACCCAAGAUAUUUCUGAUGACAAUGAGGAGGAGGAAGAAGAGGAUUCAUCUGAUGAGGGGAGCUCUUCUGGAUCAUCUGACAGUGAUUCUGAAGGUAGCUCAGACUUUGAUUCUGAUAUUGAUGAUGCCAUCAUGGAUGAUUACGUGGAUGGAAUAGGAGGAAGCAGUCAAAUUUUAAAGUCCAAGUGGUUAGCAUUACAGGAUCUUGAUAAUCAAGUGCUUGGUGAUGAUACUGAUGAUGAUUCUAGCAGCGAUGCAUAUGGAGAAACUUUAAAAAAAUUGAGUGGUGUUGCCCUUCAAGAAGCAUCUAGGGAGUACGGUAGGCAAAAACAGCGUUCAAAAAAGAAGCCUCCAGUCAAGUCUAAGUCAAAGGGAACUGAUGUUGAUUGGUCUUCAGCUAUGGAUGAUUUAAUGCUAGUUAAGGAUCCAAGACGACAAUCUGCAAAGAAGAAGCAUGUUGCUCAAUUUCCUCAGUCAUGGCCUUCUGAAGGGCAGAAAAGCAAAAGGUUCGGGAGGUUUCCAGGUGAAAAGAAGAAACACCGUAAAGAGAUGAUAGCAGUGAAGCGUAGGGAGAGGAUGUUGCGUCGUGGUGUUGAUCUUGAACAAUUAAACUCGAAGCUGAAGCAUAUGGUUUUAAGUAACAUAGAUAUAGUAUCCUUUCCUCCUAUGCCCCCUCGGGAUUGUUCUCAGGUACAACGACUGGCUGCAAUAUAUCGUUUGAAAAGUGGCUGCCUAGGUUCUGGCAAGAAAAGGUUUGUAACUGUAAGUCGAACACAACACACCUCUAUGCCAUCUGCAAGUGAUGAAAUUCGUCUAGAGAAGCUGAUUGGAUCCAGCAAGGAUGAUGCUGAUUUCCCAUUGGUUAAUACUCCUCAAAGUACCCGUGCCCAUGUCCGUAGUGGGUCUGCUCAGAAAAAAUUUACCAAGAAAUUGGCUGACCAACAAGGCAGCUGCAGCAGCAAGAGUGGGAAGAUAAGGAGUGGGACAAAGCCUGGAGGAUACAAUCAGCCAGUGUCAUUUGUCCCCUGUGGUGUAAUUCAACCGGAGAUCGUCCCUGUCAGCACUGUUGGACUAAAUGACAACUCCCCUCAAGAAAUCAAAGCUGUAGACAAUUCCCCAUCAAUGAUUGGCUCAUUCGAAGUUCACACCAAGGGAUUUGGUUCAAAGAUGAUGGCUAAGAUGGGAUAUGUGGAAGGUGAAGGUUUGGGGAAAGAAGGGAAGGGAAUGGCAUCACCCAUCGAGGUGAUUCAACGACCCAAAUCUCUAGGAUUAGGAAUGGCAUUUGUUGAAAAUAGCAGCGAAACUGUGAACAUAACUACAAGUGGAGGAUCAGCUAGGAAUUCCACUCCAAAUGUCAGAUCAGCCAGGAAUUCCACUCCAAAAGGUGGAUCAGUGAGGAAUUUCACUCCAAAAGGUGGAUCAUCGAGGAGUUCCACUCCAAAAGGUGGAUCAGCCAGAAAUUCCACUCCAAAGAUUGGUGCUUUUGAGAAGCAUACUAAAGGGUUUGGGUCAAAGAUGAUGGCAAAGAUGGGAUUUGUUGAAGGAAUGGGUUUGGGCAGAGAUUCUCAAGGCAUAGUUACCCCAUUGGCAGCUGUGAGACGCCCUAAAGCCAGAGGCUUGGGCGCUGAAGGUUAAAGGUCAUAAGUCAUAUGAUCUCUAAAAGCUUGUGUUCAAAUGCCGAUUUGCCCAGUCUCUCCCACUGCUGCUGCAUUACAGCUCUGCUUAUAGCCUUGUAGGAUGAUCCCAAAGUCGUCGAUUGAGGUCAACAGAUAUAAUCAAAUUUAUAGUUAUUUAACAGUGAACUGCUUUAGGUUCAUGUACUGUUAAACUCUUAGAUAGCAUGUAAAUUGAUGAUAAAAAUAUGUGAUGCUGGGUGCAUUUCAAGUUUUUAGUCUGUAAUCUGAUGUCAAUUAAAUGGAUUUUAAAUCUUUUAAAGCAAUAAAGGUAUCUCGUUACCACCAAA